UUUACUACGAUGUCUAUGACUACACACGUCAAAAACUGUCUAAAAUUAAAGGUUAAUUAGAGAAAAAUCAUAAUUUGAGGAUUACAGAUAUUUUCUGGGAUUUUAUUCAUAUAUAUUCGUUAUAUACUUUAUUACGAUAUAGGAAACAUCAGCUCUGUUUGUGUAAGACGUAAGGAGUUAACUAUUUCAGUGUAAUAACUUUCGUAGGGCCAGUCAAUUUUACUUCGCAUCUAAAAUUUCUGCGGUGCUAAUCUAAAAGACAUUUCAAUUUUUGGAUUUAUAAGUUGAGAUGUUAUUUUGAGUUAUUACCGUCAGAAAUCGAAACAUCGGUUGUUACUUCAGCAAAACUUUCUGAAAGUUAAUAAGAUACUUCGUACGUUCAAAAAAUGGAAGCAACGACUGAUCAGAUAGCUGUAGACAAUAUUGAAACGAAUUCCACUGCGGAAUGUCCGUUCAACAACGGUUUAAGGGAUGAUACAAAUGAAGAAGUAAGCGAUGAGAGAAAGUUCCAUGUAUUGGAUGAAACCAAUGAGUCUGAUUCACCUGAAUACGACAGUGAUUCAGAUGUUCCCGAUGAGGAAGUAGAAAAAAUGUUAGAGGAAGCAUUGAAUAAUAAAAAACGAACUGCAACUGAAGCCGAAUUAGAUAAAGACAAAUCUUUUGAAGAGAAGGACAAGCCUGUAUUGAUUGAAAGGGGGCAGAAUCAUUUUGAAAUAUUACCAGAAGGAUGGAUUCAUGUUAUUCAUAAUAGCGGAAUGCCUAUUUAUUUGCAUAAAACAACUAGAGUAUGCACUCUAUCUAAACCAUAUUUUCUUGGGCCAGGAAGUGCAAGGGUGAGUUGGAUUUAAU
Molecule: messenger RNA, 849 nt
Organism: Agrilus planipennis (emerald ash borer)
Lineage: Eukaryota; Metazoa; Arthropoda; Insecta; Coleoptera; Buprestidae
Product: microprocessor complex subunit DGCR8-like
Exons: 2
Coding region: 387-848 (153 amino acids)
Biological process (GO): primary miRNA processing
Cellular component (GO): microprocessor complex
Molecular function (GO): primary miRNA binding; heme binding; double-stranded RNA binding
Source: RefSeq, a predicted model, not a curated record